UGUUUCUGGUACUUCAUUGGAUGCUCAAGCCAGAUACGCUGCUGGUGUUAAGCAAAUCUUGACCGAGUACUUUAAAAAGACUCAUAAUUACAGACCACAAGAUAUUAUUUGUAUUGAUGGUGAUUAUGCUACCAAAGCUUAUGGACAACGUGACAAGAAGUAA
Messenger RNA from Lodderomyces margitis, 163 nucleotides. RefSeq lists its product as uncharacterized. The record is from RefSeq and is a predicted model, not a curated record. The annotation marks the transcript as partial. The transcript has a single exon. NCBI's taxonomy places the organism in Eukaryota, Fungi, Ascomycota, Pichiomycetes, Serinales, Debaryomycetaceae.